Drosophila sechellia is the source of this 444-nucleotide messenger RNA. RefSeq lists its product as uncharacterized. Bases 35 to 397 code for a protein of 120 amino acids. The transcript has a single exon. Lineage: Eukaryota; Metazoa; Arthropoda; Insecta; Diptera; Drosophilidae. The record is from RefSeq and is a predicted model, not a curated record.
UGCCAGUUAGGUUCGAUAUUAAAGCCCAAGCAAAAUGAAGAGCCCUCUGCGUCUGUCCACAGUCCUGUUUGUCCUGUCAUUCGCCUGUGUGGUCCUGGCCAACAGCUUGUACAGCAGCAAUAGCAGCAGUUCCACACCCAAGAUCUGUGUCUUGCGUAACUGCAACUGGAACUCCACCACGAAUGCCUGUGGUCGCUUUGGUCGCUCCAAUCUGUGCAAUCGCUUCAGGAACAGCUGCACCCUGCGAUAUGAAUCCUGCGUGGGAUCCACCACCUACACGGCGGUCAGUCUAUCCCAGUGCUCCGGGAUCAGCGUGGGUUCCCGUGGAACCUGCGGAGGAUCGUCGUCCUCCUCCUCGUCCUCGAAUGUUGUACCCAUUAUCAUACGCAGGGGAUGAUUUUUUGUUGCUGUUAAUGGAAAUAAAGUAUCUUUAAUCAAUGUUAA